AUGCCAGGACUGCAGGAGCAUUACUCUGCCCUUUUCAUCAUCUUUCUCAUCCUCUUCCUGGCCACAUUCCUGGGUAAUCUGCUCAUCCUGGUGUUAGUGGCCCUCGAUCACCGGCUCCACACACCCAUGUACUUCUUCCUUUGGAACUUGGCUGUUUUAGAUGUACUGAUGUCGACAUCCAUCGUACCCAAGAUGCUUGCAGUGUUUUUACACCAUGACAGAACCAUCUCUUUCACAGGCUGUUUUGUUCAAAUGUACUUUAUAAUCUCACUUGGUGCUACUGAAACAUACCUUGUUGCAGUCAUGGCUUAUGACAGAUAUGUUGCUGUAGUGAAACCGCUGCAUUACAACACCAUCAUGACAAGCAAGGUCUAUAUCACAAUGUCAUCCUCUGUCUGGGUGCUGGGCUUCCUUCUACCUAUAUUGUCAAUAUCACUGGCAAGACAAGUUAAUUUUUCCCUGUUUCUUGUCAUGAUUUCUGUCUAUUUUCCUUUAAUCUUCAUUCUGUUUUCCUACUUCAGAAUUGUGAGGUCAGUGAUAAAAAUGAAAACUGUAGACAGCCGUAAGAAAGCCUUCUCAAUGUGCUCUUCACAUAUGACAGUUGUCUUCCUGUACUAUGUGUCCACUGCUGUGGUGUAUAUUGGACUGAGAGUGGAAAAUAUACCCCCUGAUGGACGCAUCUUCAUUGGUGGGCUGAAUUAUUUCCUCACCCCUUUGGCAGUCCUGGUACGACGUGAGGUGUGGGAGAAGAAGGGAGAGAUUCUUGCUGCGGUGCGCUGGCAGUGGGCUCUCUGA
Lepisosteus oculatus (spotted gar) is the source of this 795-nucleotide messenger RNA. Lineage: Eukaryota; Metazoa; Chordata; Actinopteri; Semionotiformes; Lepisosteidae. The record is from RefSeq and is a predicted model, not a curated record.